UUUAUAGUAUAUUACUACAGUAGAUUUAGUUUCAUUUAUCAUAUUUCUCUUAUUUAUCAUAUUUCUCUUUUAGUUCAGUUUUAAUUUAGGUUUUUGAAAAUUCAAUAAAAUUCAAAUAAAAUAAGGAGUUUUUAUGUCACGUUACCGAGGGCCUCGUUUCAAAAAAAUACGCCGUCUGGGGGCUUUACCGGGACUAACUAGUAAAAGGCCUAGAGCUGGGAGCGAUCUUAGAAAUCAAUCACGUCCCGGUAAAAAAUCUCAAUAUCGUAUUCGUUUAGAAGAAAAACAAAAAUUACGUUUUCAUUAUGGUCUUACAGAACGACAAUUACUUAAAUACGUUCGUAUCGCCGCAAAAGCCAAAGGGUCAACAGGUCAGGUUUUACUACAACUACUUGAAAUGCGUUUGGAUAAUAUCCUUUUUCGAUUGGGUAUGGCGUCAACUAUUCCCCGAGCCCGCCAAUUAGUUAAUCAUAGGCAUAUUUCAGUUAACGGUCGUAUAGUAGAUAUACCAAGUUAUCGCUGCAAACCCCGCGAUUUUAUUACAGCUAGGGAUGAACAAAAAUCUAAAACUAUGAUUCAAAAUUCUCUUGAGUCAUCCCCCCAGGAAGAAUUGCCAAAACAUUUGACUCUUCUGCCACUCCAAUAUAAAGGAUUGGUCAAUCAAAUAAUAGAUAGUAAAUGGAUCGGCUUAAAAAUAAAUGAAUUGCUGGUGGUAGAAUAUUAUUCUCGUCAGACUUAAUUCUAACUAAAAUCAAAAUAACAAGGGUUCGAAUAAUUUUGUCCCCCCUAUUCUAAGUAUAAGUAAAAAUAAAGAAACAAAAAAGGAAGGGUUUGAUUUGAUCGGGAGUUUUCUCCUAUUCAUAUAUCGUAGAGUAAUAGGGAUAUUUUCAUUCCGUUCCCAUUUUUGCAGUCUUUUUUGUACCGCAGAAAUUAGGAAUAGAGAAUCUAUAUCAAGGAAAGGUCUAACUGUUGAAAUUAAGGUAUCCGUUGUUAUGUGAUUUGAUACGUCGCGGUCAGUAACAUUGAUAAAUUAGGCGAAGGUACGGAAAGAGAGGGAUUCGAACUCUCGGUAAACAAAAGCCUACAUAGCAGUUCCAAUGCUACGCCUUUAACCACUCGGCCAUCUCUCCUACAUAAUGAUUAUGGCCCCGAAACCGAGUGAAUCGCGAGUCUUUCAUAUUAAUUAUUGAAUAUGUAUAGUACGUACAAUCAAUUCUAACUAAUAAAAAUAGAAAAUUUUGAAUCAAAUAAAGCACUUUCCUUCAAAAUUGGGGGAUAAGGAUAAUCUUGUUUUUGUUUUUGUGAAAAAUCCUUUCUUAAAAGCAAUAAAGAUGUGUAUCUAUUCGUGUUUGUGAAGUUUGUGAAGUUUGUGAAGAUGGUCUUUCCAUCUUUUUUUGAUAUUUAUAGCUAUACCGGCGUAAAUCAUUGGAUUGGAACAAUCUGUUUUUAUGUUAUUUUGUACCAUACAACUCCUUUUUUGUGGGAUCGUUUUCUCAUGAGAGGUAAUUAAAAGAAAUUAUAAAAUGGAUUGCUACUUAUGCCUAGAUCCCGGAUAACUGGAAAUUUUAUUGAUAAGACCUUUUCAAUUGUAGCCAAUAUCUUAUUACGAAUAAUUCCGACAACUUCGGGCGAAAAAGAGGCAUUUACUUAUUACAGAGAUGGUGUGAUUUGAUUUUUUUACUAUUUCAAAUCUUAGGAAAAAGACACAUUAGUCGGGGUAGAAAGAUUUGAAAUAACUCUACGCUUGUUGAAGGUGAAGUUUCUAAAUAAAACAAUGCCCUCUGUCGGGUAUCCCCGAUUAAUGCAGCCUCAGAUGCUUCAAUUGUCAAUUCUAGCAGUGAACGUAAGGUUAUACCUAUGGCUAUGGGUUCUGUAUUGCAGUGCAGUACCCCACUAGUACCAAUAGGCGGCAUAUAGGAAGAAGCACUACGCCUAGGAAUCAACAAUAUGAAAGACGAAACCUUUGUUAGAAAUUCUCCUUUUUCUUUAUUGGGAUUGGGACUAAGAAGAACGGUUGGGACAACAAACAUCCAUCUCGUUCGUACUUUAGAUACCCGUAGAACCGUCGAAGACUGUUGAAGUGACUAAUUCCUAGAAAUUAAGGAAGAUUGAGGACAAAGAAAUUGUUGGAGUUAACUUAAUAUUAUAAUAUUAUAUUUUUAUCGAGUAUCAACAUGCUUGAUGUUAAGAAAAGAUCUUUUGCAGGAAGGUUGGCUAGAGAUUUCUUGUAAAAAAACUAGCCCCGCUCAGUUCAUAAUGAGAAUAUUUCACUCUCUUUCUAUAUUGUAUUAUUCUCAUUAUGCACAUUAAGGGAGGAGCCGUAUGAGAUGAAAAUCUCACGUACGGUUCUGGAACGGAGAUUCUUUGAAUUAAAUGACGACCGUAACGGAUGUCUGCUCAAUCCGAAGGAAAUUAUGCGGAAGCUUUAUAGAAUUAUUAUGAAGCUAUGCGGCUAGAAAUUGAUCCCUAUGAUCGAAGUUAUAUACUCUAUAAUAUAGGCCUUAUUCACACAAGUAAUGGAGAACAUACAAAAGCUUUGAAAUAUUAUUUUCGGGCACUAGAACGAAACCCCUUCUUACCACAAGCUUUAAAUAAUAUGGCCGUGAUCUGUCAUUACGUGCGACUAUCUCCACUAUAGAAAGAAAAGAAAAAAGAAAAAAUAGGCUUUCUACGUAUGCAUCGUCAAAACCAACGAUUUUUUAUUAGCUGUAGAAAAGAAA
This is a messenger RNA of Mercurialis annua (annual mercury), 2720 nucleotides long. RefSeq names its product 30S ribosomal protein S4, chloroplastic. Bases 134 to 739 code for a protein of 201 amino acids. Gene Ontology annotation, biological process: translation; positive regulation of translational fidelity. NCBI's taxonomy places the organism in Eukaryota, Viridiplantae, Streptophyta, Magnoliopsida, Malpighiales, Euphorbiaceae. The record is from RefSeq and is a predicted model, not a curated record. Gene Ontology annotation, cellular component: small ribosomal subunit. Gene Ontology annotation, molecular function: rRNA binding; structural constituent of ribosome. The transcript has a single exon.